Lynx canadensis (Canada lynx) is the source of this 4221-nucleotide messenger RNA. It is a transcript of the gene RAPH1, whose product is annotated as Ras association (RalGDS/AF-6) and pleckstrin homology domains 1. The record is from RefSeq and is a predicted model, not a curated record. The coding region runs from base 48 to 4010 and encodes 1320 amino acids. Gene Ontology annotation, cellular component: plasma membrane; cytosol. Gene Ontology annotation, biological process: signal transduction. NCBI's taxonomy places the organism in Eukaryota, Metazoa, Chordata, Mammalia, Carnivora, Felidae. The transcript is spliced from 15 exons.
AAGUUCAGCCUGUUACUCUUCAUUCUACCCAAAUAUCUGUAUUUCAGAUGGAGCAGCUAUCAGAUGAAGAAAUUGACCAUGGUGCUGAAGAAGACAGUGAUAAGGAAGAUCAGGACCUGGACAAAAUGUUUGGAGCCUGGCUAGGGGAGCUAGACAAACUCACUCAGAGCUUAGAUUCUGACAAGCCCAUGGAACCAGUAAAAAGAUCUCCUCUUCGUCAGGAAACAAAUAUGGCCAAUUUUUCUUAUCGCUUCUCCAUAUACAACUUGAAUGAAGCUCUGAAUCAGGGAGAAACUGUGGAUCUGGAUGCCCUGAUGGCCGAUCUUUGCUCAAUAGAGCAGGAGCUCAGCAGUAUUGGUGCAGGAAAUAGUAAGCGUCAAAUCACAGAAACAAAACCUACUCAGAAAUUACCUGCUAGCCGACAUGCAUCAAAACAUGGCACUUUGAAAGGAUUGUCGUCCUCGUCUAACAGAGUAACUAAAGUGUCACAUGCCAACUACUCCCUGGAUGACAUCACUGCACAAUUAGAGCAGGCUUCCUUGAGCAUGGAUGAGGCUGCUCAGCAAUCUGUACUAGAAGACACUAAGCCGUCAGUAACUAAUCAGCACAGAAGAACAGCAUCAGCAGGCACAGUGAGCGAUGCUGAAGUGCGCUCUAUUAGUAACUCCUCUCGUUCUAGCAUCACCUCUGCAACGUCCAGCAUGGACUCAUUGGAUAUUGAUAAAGUAACACGCCCUCAAGAACUGGAUUUGACACAUCAGGGGCAGCCAAUUACUGAGCAUGCUAUUUCUCUGAGAUGCCCCAGCAAGCAGGCCAAGCAUCAUACUGACUUCACAGAAGAACAGGCUGAGCUGACACCUCACUCCUAUCUGGACAGGGAAACCUCCCUUCUUCUGAGAAACAUUGCAGGAAAACCUUCUCAUUUGCUGACCAAGGAAGAACAGGCAGCAAAAUUGAAAGCUGAGAAGAUCAGAGUUGCCCUGGAGAAAAUUAAAGAGGCUCAAGUGAAAAAGUUGGUGAUCAGAGUUCACAUGUCUGACGAUAGUUCUAAAACAAUGAUGGUGGAUGAGAGGCAGACGGUGAGACAAGUGCUGGACAACCUAAUGGACAAAUCCCACUGCGGUUAUAGUUUAGACUGGUCACUCGUAGAAACCAUCUCUGAAUUACAAAUGGAGAGAAUCUUUGAAGACCAUGAAAACUUGGUUGAAAAUCUUCUUAAUUGGACAAGAGAUAGCCAAAACAAGCUUAUAUUUAUGGAACGUAUAGAAAAAUAUGCACUUUUCAAAAACCCACAGAAUUAUCUUCUGGGGAAAAAGGAAACCGCUGAGAUGGCAGAUAGAAAUAAAGAAGUGCUGUUGGAGGAAUGUUUUUGUGGAAGUUCUGUAACUGUACCAGAAAUUGAAGGAGUCCUGUGGCUGAAAGAUGAUGGUAAAAAGUCCUGGAAAAAGCGUUAUUUUCUCUUGCGAGCAUCUGGUAUCUACUAUGUCCCUAAAGGAAAAGCAAAGGUCUCUCGAGAACUGGUGUGCUUUCUCCAACUGGAUCAUGUCAAUGUUUAUUAUGGACAGGACUAUCGGAACAAAUACAAAGCACCCACAGAUUAUUGUCUGGUGCUAAAGCACCCACAGAUCCAGAAGAAAUCUCAGUAUAUCAAGUACCUUUGUUGUGAUGAUGUGAGGACCCUGCAUCAGUGGGUUAAUGGUAUUCGCAUUGCAAAGUAUGGGAAACAGCUCUACAUGAACUAUCAAGAAGCCUUGAAGAGGACAGAGUCGGCUUAUGAUUGGACUUCCUUAUCCAGCUCCAGCAUUAAAUCAGGAUCCAGUUCUUCGAGCAUCCCAGAAUCUCAGUCAAACCAUUCGAACCAGUCUGACAGUGGAGUGUCUGACACUCAGCCAGCAGGACAUGUCCGCUCCCAGAGCAUUGUGAGCUCCAUCUUCUCUGAAGCCUGGAAACGGGGCACUCAGUUAGAAGAGUCCAGCAAGGCCAGAAUGGAGUCUCUGAAUCGACCCUACACUUCACUUAUGCCCCCUUUAUCCCCACAGCCCAAGCUGGUCACCCCCUACACCGCCUCACAGCCUUCCCCACCUCUGCCGCCCCCGCCCCCACCCCCACCCCCGCCCCCGCCCCCUCCCCCCCCACCUCCCCCUCCCCUGCCCAGCCAGUCUGCACCUUCUGCAGGUUCAGCAGCCACGAUGUUUGUCAAGUACAGCACAAUAACCAGGCUGCAGAACGCUUCUCAGCACUCGGGAGCCCUAUUCAAGCCUCCACCACCCUCAGUGAUACAGUCUCUGGCUUCCACCCCACAGUCAGGAAAACCUCAGAUCCUGGUGCCCCCCAAUGGAGUGGUUCCCCCACCCCCUCCUCCACCCCCACCCCCCACCCCGGGCUCAGCUAUGGCCCAGCUAAAACCGGUGCCCUGCACCCCAUGCCUCCCACAGUUCAGCCCUCCCCCUCCCCCUCCCCCGCUGAAGAUUCAUCACGUGCAGCAUGCCACUCAAGUGGCUCCUCCCACACCACCACCUGCCCCUCCUGCCCCUGCACCCCUCCCUCCCCAGGCACCCCCCAAACCCCUUGUGACUGUGCCCCCACCGACCGGCACCAAGACCGUGCCACCUGUCAUGACACAAGCUGUGCCACCUACACCUGCUCCUCCAGCUCCCCCCGCAAAAAAGCAGCCAGCUUUUCCUGUUUCCCACAUUCCACCCUCUCCCCCUGCUCCUCCUGGCCCUAUUCCGCCACCCACGUUACCCAAGCAGCAGAGCUUCUGUGUAAAACCGCCUCCCUCCCCACUAUCUCCGGUGCCCUCGGUAGUGAAGCAGAUAGCCAGCCAGUUUCCGCCCCCCCCAACCCCUCCUCACAUGGAGUCACAGCCCUUAAAGCCCCCCACAGCAAAUGUGGCCCCUCAGUCCCCUCCUGCUGUAAAAGCAAAACCUAAGUGGCAGCCCAGCUCCAUCCCUGUCCCUUCUCCGGAUUUCCCUCCUCCUCCACCUGAGAGCAGCCUGGUGUUUCCUCCACCACCACCACCACCACCACCACCACCACCACCGCUGGCCUCAGCCCCGCCACCACUGCCAGCCACACCCACAGCUUCUCCAGCCUCCGCCUCCGACAAAAGUGGAUCUCCUGGCAAAAAGACCAGUAAGACGUCCAGCCCCGGGGCAAAGAAACCUCCCCCAACCCCACAGCGAAACUCCAGCAUUAAGUCCAGCGGUUGCGCAGAGCACCCUGAGCCCAAAAGACCCUCCGUAGACAGUCUAGUGAGCAAGUUCGCAUCGCCAGCAGAACCGUCAGGGUCUCCCAGCAAAGAGAGCCCCCCUCCGGCAGCACCCCCCAAACCUGGAAAACUGAAUCUUUCUGGAGUUAACCUUCCCGGAGUUCUCCAACAAGGAUGUGUAUCAGCAAAAGCAUCCGUUCUGAGUGGACGUGGAAAAGACUCCGUGGUAGAAUUUCCUUCUCCUCCAUCUGAUUCUGACUUUCCACCUCCUCCACCUGAAAUAGAGCUUCCUCUGCCCCCCAUAGAGAUUCCGGCAGUAUUCUCGGGAAACACCUCUCCAAAAGUGGCAGUUGUCAAUCCUCAACCCCAGCCAUGGUCCAAAACAUCCGUGAAGAAGGCCCCUCCCCCCACACGACCCAAACGGAAUGACAGCACCCGCCUCACUCAAGCAGAGAUCUCUGAGCAGCCAACAAUGGCCACAGUUGUGCCACAAGUGCCCACCUCUCCCAAAUCCAGCCUUAGUGUCCAGCCUGGAUUCCUAGCUGACCUCAACAGGACACUGCAACGGAAGUCCAUCACCCGGCAUGGCUCACUCUCCUCCUCCCGCAUGUCCAGAGCAGAACCCACAGCCACCAUGGAUGAUAUGGCAUUGCCCCCGCCCCCCCCUGAACUGCUUUCUGAUCAACAGAAAGCUGGUUACGGGGGGAGUCAUAUAUCGGGCUAUGCAACGUUGCGGAGAGGACCCCCUCCCGCUCCCCCCAAGAGAGACCAGAAUACCAAGCUCUCAAGAGACUGGUAGUAGCUACCAUAGGACUUUAUUUUCAUGGUGUCUGUAAUCAGUUCUACAAUCAGCUCACCUGAUCACCUAUGAAUUCUGGUGUUCAGAGCCUCCUAGUAUGAUGUUGUUAUUCAGGUAGUAUCCAGCUCUAUGUGUGUGUACAUUUGCGUGGACACACAUAGCUAUACACAUAUAGUGUGUGUAUGUAUAUGUAUAUAUAUGUAUACAUAUA